Paraphaeosphaeria sporulosa is the source of this 1917-nucleotide messenger RNA. Its product is annotated as CDC50 family protein-like protein. The record is from RefSeq and is a predicted model, not a curated record. NCBI's taxonomy places the organism in Eukaryota, Fungi, Ascomycota, Dothideomycetes, Pleosporales, Didymosphaeriaceae. Bases 367 to 1629 code for a protein of 420 amino acids. Gene Ontology annotation, cellular component: Golgi apparatus; plasma membrane; endoplasmic reticulum. The transcript is spliced from 6 exons.
AUUCUUUGUGCCAGCCACCGUGUGGCAUUCGACAUGCUCGCAGGAAUGCACGGUGGACGAAAAUGAUUCGUGAACCACAGCAGUGAAGAGUGCACAUCAUCGGAAGAUUACUACAGGCGUUGCGUCCUCUCGUGAGAACAUCAAGAGGCCUGCUGUCGCCUUGGUAUACACGUAGCCUGAACCCUGGCGUCGGGAAUGGCAACGUACAGGGUGUGGCGCGGGCGGUCUAAAAAUGGCGGGCGAGGCGUACAUCCCCGGCCAAGCUAAGUUCCGCGCGAACAGCUGCGGCGUCCAACGACGAACAUCCCCAACCGCGCCCUCAGUCACUCUCCCGCCCACGCUGCGGAACAGCGCGGAUCGCCCACCAUGUCGCAGACGCAGCAGGUCGAGCAUACCGACUCGAUAUCGAGCCAGGAACCGAACAACGAGACGGCCAAGAAGACCAAGUCCAGAAGGCCCCCGAAUACGGCCUUUCGGCAGCAGCGACUGAAAGCAUGGCAACCCAUUCUCACCCCGAAGACGGUCCUUCCCAUUUUCUUCAUUGUCGGCAUCAUAUUUGCACCCAUCGGCGCGCUGCUGCUGUAUGCGAGCUCUCAGGUAAAAGAGAUCGCGCUCGAUUACACAGACUGCCUGACCGACAGCUCGUCGCCCAACACAACACUGCCCAUUGGAAGCACCUCGCCUCUAAAGGAAAUGCCGGCCGACAAGUACUCGCAGACGUUUAAGACGAAGUUGAACAACGACCCCCCCAGAUGGGCACACGCGAAAGAAGCCUACACAUGGCCAUCAGGAAAGGAGCAGGACACGGACGUCUGCAUACUCGAAUUCAGCGUACCGGAGGAGAUCAAGGGUCCCAUCUACUUCUACUAUCGCCUGACAAACUUCUACCAGAACCACCGACGCUAUGUCAAGAGUUUCGACGUCGAUCAACUGAAGGGAGAUGCCAAAACGGGUCCACAGAUAAAAUCUGGCGAGUGUGACCCGCUCGAUGUCGCUCCGGACGGUCGACCGUAUUAUCCCUGUGGCCUGAUCGCAAACUCCAUGUUCAACGACUCCUACAGCAACCUGACGGCGUUGAACGUGGACGACGUUAAGUUUUACAACUUCACGGAGAAGGGUAUAUCAUGGAGCUCCGAGGGCGAUCUCUACGGAGAAACAAAGUAUCAGCCGAAAGACGUGGUUCCUCCACCCAAUUGGGCAGAUCAAUAUCCUGAGGAUGGCUACGAUUCCACAUCUCUGCCAGACCUCCAUACAUGGGAGGCUUUCCAAGUCUGGAUGAGGACAGCCGGUCUCCCGACUUUUAGCAAGUUGGCUAUGAGGAACGACACUGCUCCCUUGUUGAAGGGCAAAUACCGGGUGCAGAUCUAUGACCGGUUCCCGGCCUCCAAGUACGGUGGCACUAAGUCAAUUCUCAUCUCGACCCGCACAGUCGUCGGUGGCAGAAACCCCUUCUUGGGCAUUGCUUACGUCGUUGUCGGCGGUCUCUGCAUCCUGCUCGGCACCAUCUUCACGCUGACCCAUCUUGUCAAGCCAAGAAAAUUGGGUGAUCAUACUUACUUGUCGUGGAACAACGACCAGCCAAGCACCGCAACAACGACAGGCCGUGCCCGCCCCGGCGAAGGCGCAUGAUGAUCACGGAAGUCCUUCCUAAUGUAGAUAUGGGGCCUGGCAUCUCCGAUGCAACGCUUUCCUUUUCCUUUUGCAAUUGAGUCGCGACCACGGUCCGGGGUAUCGGGAUGUGUAUUUGUACCACAAUGGUCUGCGCGUCUGGAGUUAAGGCGUACGUCAGCGACCAAUCGAAUCGCAGAAUUCUUUUACAUCACUAUGCAUCGCUCGAAUGAUUUCUUUGCAUUGAAUUGCUCACAUGGUUGAUACUGUCUGAUCUUUAAAUCCGCGCAAGACAUUCAGCCCAUCAGU